AUGGAUGAAGAAACGGACAAUCACGUCUUGUAUCUUGAGGAGAGAAUUCGCAAGGGAGAUUCAUUCAACCUCACCGAGUGGCCAAAAGGGGACGCAACCUUAGAACUGCUGGUCCCAAAGCAACCGAAGCCUAAGGCUGCACCGCGUAAAAAAAGAACAGCUGCUACAAAACUGUCAGAUGACUCUCCCACCUCCCAGUUGCUCAAGGAAAAUCAACUCCUUGAGGAAGAAGCUAAUCAACUCAAAGCUGAACUUGAAAGACUCGAGCGCAGGUUAAACACUAGUUCCACCAUGUCUGAAUCUGCUACAAGUCCAUGCUCAGAACGCGACGGAGUUGAUGCGACGGAGAUGAGCUGUGAAGACAGGCUCUUGAAACCGAGAAACAUACCCACUCCUACUCAAACUUUUGUGGAAGGCACAUCUACAUCUUUGGAGGAGGUAAAUGUUGCAAGUUUACUACUAUCUCUUCAGGAAGGCACAUCUACAUCUUUGGAGGAGGUAAAUGUUGCAAGUUUACUACUAUCUCUUCAGGCUCAACGCCUCACACCAACAGAACCAUCCCCUGCAAAGGAAACAGACUAUACAACAGAGGUGGCUCUUACUACACAAACGGACAUAUCUCUUCCUCCAUCGACAGAAGGUCCGACCACACCAAAUAACAGUCAGGGUCAACAACUCGCAACACCUCAAGGAUCGCCUGCAAAUGAGACGGACAAAGAGGUGGGAGUUACCACACAAACGGACACCACACUUCCCCAAUCGAAUCAAGGACCGACCCCACCAACUAACAAUCAGCAUAACUCUCCAACCAAGAAAAGAAAACUCACUCCUUCAGACUCCGAGACUAUGCCCAAUAAGAAAGCUGUGGACCGAACCGAAGAAAUGGCUGAGCCAGAACAAGAACCGGCUCAGGAAGAAGAGACGGGGCAGAAUGUUGAGGGUGGAAGAGGCCAUGAGGGUAGCAACUUGGUGGGAUGUGGUGCGGAGACAAGAACACCAGCAGAUGAUGCAUCAAUCACUGCCGAGGUGGUCUUGGACUCACCACCAGCAGAGCAUGAUCCAAUACAACAAGAUUCAGCAGAUCCUAUAAUAAACAUUAACAAAGCUGAGGCUCUUCGAGCCAAAGAUAUGGCACAAGAUUUGAUGAGAAAUUCACAUUUCUCCACUGCUCGUACAGUUGCAGCGAAAGCCCGGGAAAUGGAUAAAACCCUGGAGAAAAUCGAUCACAUGAUAAUGGUGUGUGAUGUUCACUGUGCAUUGUCGGAAUCACGGAAUGAGACUGAUUGGUACAAGAUUCUCCAAGUCGAUCAGAACGCAGACUAUGCCGCCAUUAAGAAACAGUACAACAAGCUUGCCCGUUAUCUCCAUCCGGACAAAAACAAGUUCCCUGGUGCUGAAUCUGCUUUCAACACUAUAACGGAAGCUCGAAGUGUUCUCUUGGACAAUACAAAAAGGAUUAAAUAUGACGAUGACCGUAAAGGCAAAACACCUGCACCGUCACCUCAACACCAAGCUUCUUAUACUCAGCCUGUUUCCAAGACAAACGUUGAUGUGGAGGCCGCGAACAGCUUCACGACCGGUUUGAGACCUGAAUACUUGAGAGAGUGUUGA
Microthlaspi erraticum is the source of this 1611-nucleotide messenger RNA. NCBI's taxonomy places the organism in Eukaryota, Viridiplantae, Streptophyta, Magnoliopsida, Brassicales, Brassicaceae. The record is from the annotation of a GenBank genome assembly.